AUGGUUUGCGACACGAUAACAUAUCAUCCGACUCUCACGAAACUCAUCAAUUUCCUCGAGACAAACAAUGGCCGUGACAAGCUGCUCAGAACGCUGCAAUAUGUGACGAAGUUGCUGGCUUACUAUCUGCUAAGGACAGGCUCCAGCGUGAACAACUACUAUCUCGUGAGAAGACUGCAGGACUUGUUCACGCUCAGUAGAAAGCCGUUGAGAGCCCUGAAGCCGCUGAAACACCUCAAGGCGCUCUCGGUGACUGUCGACAACGAGCUCGGCGACGGAUAUACGAAGCUGUUUGAGAGCGUCAAACAAGCCAGCUACUCGUUGUACUACGGGUUCGAUACUGUGCAAUGGCUCAAGAUGCUAGGAUUGCUGCGGAACAGAAACGGCAAACUGCUCGUGAAGGUUGAGCAAGUGUGUAGCUUCUUCUGGCUCGUGGCUCUGGUUUCGGGUCUUUUGCAGAACGUCAGACAACUCAGAGUGUCGUAUCUGAGAAAACAAGAGCUGCUCAAAGAGCUGGCCUCAGGCGACGACCAGGAUCCACUGGACAAGAGAGGCAACCUUGAGAAGCAGAAAGAGACCCUCGACACCCAGAAUGCCCAGCUCUACAAGGCAAAGAGGGACCUGGUGAUCCAUGCUCUCAACAGCCUGGUGGCCAUCAACGGCCUCAGCCAGAAACGUGUCAACAAUGGUGUUGCAGGCGGCGCUGGCGUGAUCACUAGUAUUUUGCAGCUCCAAGACCUGUGGAACGCCACUAGCACGGCCGAGUCUUCUGUGAUAUGA
This is a messenger RNA of Ogataea parapolymorpha DL-1, 780 nucleotides long. RefSeq names its product Peroxisomal membrane protein PEX11. Gene Ontology annotation, cellular component: peroxisomal membrane. The coding region runs from base 1 to 780 and encodes 259 amino acids. Gene Ontology annotation, biological process: regulation of peroxisome size; peroxisome fission. NCBI's taxonomy places the organism in Eukaryota, Fungi, Ascomycota, Pichiomycetes, Pichiales, Pichiaceae. The record is from RefSeq and is a predicted model, not a curated record. The transcript has a single exon.